CCCAUUUUCACCAUACAUGCACCCUCCAUGGCCCAAAAUCAUGCACCCACAGGCCCAGCCGCCCAGGAUGGCAAGCCCAGCAGCCAGCUAACGGGCCAAGCCCAUGAAGUGGUGCACCCCCUCCAUUUUCUUCUAGCUUCGCCACUGCAUGGAAGGUUCGUUCCAGUUGAAUCCAGAUGCCAGUCCUUUCAUACCUGCAUCCCUGAGUUCAUUUGCAGACAAGAUCCCUGAGAAACAAACAGGUAAAACUGAAAACGAGGUCUGUAGUGAUUCUGCAGGUUUUGAACUCCCAGAUUUGCUUUAUUCAGUUGACUACACUCAGAGCUCAGCAGGCCCUAACAUUUCUGCAGAGUCGUCAUCAAAGGGAGACCCUUCUGGUGGCACUUCUGAUCCUUCGCAGUAUGAAGAAAAUGACUUGGAUCAAUUUGCUCUGGCCAAAUGGGUCUUUUCAAUGUUCCCAAAUGUCUCCACAGACUUCAUUGAUGAGUUACUCAAGGCAAAUGAAUUUGACAUGGAUCUGACAAUUGAUAUGCUUCAUGAGCUGAACUCACAAGAUAUGCUCCAUGAUGAUGCUGAAUUGGGCUUGCCAACUUUCCCAGAUAUCAAUGACCUGCAUGAUAGCCUGGGCCAACCUGGUGCUGAGGUGCCGGAGAGUAGCAGCAAUCUCAAUCAAGCUCUGCAGAAUGAGAAGUCAGCAACAACUUGUGAUGUGAAUUAUGUCCUGCCAACGUUCCCAAAAACCAAUUCGCUUCACAAUGACCUGUCUGAGGGGACUUCUGUUGCAAACUGAUCUUACAUAUCAAGAAGCUCUGGUUGAUUUGAAUUACUGCAUGCUGAUGUACAUAUAAAUUGGACCCCGUAGUGUUGGCUUAGAAGACAAAGCAGUGGAAGCAGAUCUUCCUUUCUGGUUUGCAGGACUAGUUUACCGUUUCUGGUGGUCAUCCUGAGUUUUUUUACUGUUGCUGAUGGUCAUCCUGAGUUUUACAGCCCGUUGUGAACUCCUUUGGUGUUCGUUUUCAGCUAGUGUAGUCUGAACCUGGCAAGUUGUGCUGCUGCAGCUCUUGUAUGAUAUUCUGCGAAGUGCUAUCCAUACUGCUUGUGGUGUUUGGGUACCAGAUUACCAGUCACAUAUGAAUGUUAGUUUACCAGACCA
This is a messenger RNA of Phragmites australis (common reed), 1153 nucleotides long. RefSeq lists its product as uncharacterized. The coding region runs from base 149 to 790 and encodes 213 amino acids. NCBI's taxonomy places the organism in Eukaryota, Viridiplantae, Streptophyta, Magnoliopsida, Poales, Poaceae. The record is from RefSeq and is a predicted model, not a curated record. Gene Ontology annotation, molecular function: ubiquitin binding. The transcript is spliced from 3 exons.